Molecule: messenger RNA, 5069 nt
Organism: Frieseomelitta varia
Lineage: Eukaryota; Metazoa; Arthropoda; Insecta; Hymenoptera; Apidae
Product: muscle M-line assembly protein unc-89-like
Exons: 41
Coding region: 669-5069 (1466 amino acids)
Biological process (GO): synapse organization; homophilic cell-cell adhesion
Cellular component (GO): plasma membrane; axon; neuronal cell body
Molecular function (GO): axon guidance receptor activity
Source: RefSeq, a predicted model, not a curated record
GUCACGACGAUAUUUCGUGCGGUUAGUUGGCGCGCGGGGCCCCGGUGACUAGGACGGGUAAGACAGACGCUCCGUAUAAAAGGAGAGACAGGAGACAGGGCCAAAACGAACAGGAUAAUAUUAUAAACGGAGCGACGACCACACAGUGACGACGACUGACGACAAAAGACGAUCGAAUAUUAAAGAAAAAUUUCUCUCUAUAUAUUUUUGUUCCCUUUCUGAUAUUUCUCUCUCUCUCUCUCUCUCUCUCUCUCGUUUUUCUACUGUCGUUUUCACACCGACUUCCGAGAAUCAAAGUGCGCGAUUGACGAGCCGUGAGCUCGACCCACUCGAACAGUUGAACCGUUCAUAAGGUGUCUGGAAUCGAGGAUUUCUAUCAGAGAAUCAUCACAGCGGAUCGUUUUUACUUGUCGUACCAAUUUGGAUAUUCCAACGCUCGCUUCAAAUUUGACGAGUAUCGUCAUCAGCGAAGGAAGGAGAGCGUCGGUUGGAUGGUGCCGCGGGUCGGCGCCGUUUAAACCAAUUUCAAGAGCAUAGACAAGAUUUCCAAGAAAGGAAGGGAAGCAAGAGAAACAAGCGAGCAAGUCCUCGAUUCCGAAGGCGAGAGGGUGGCGCGCCACCCGAGAAAUUCGCGGUAAAGGGAGGAGGGGCGAAGGCGACCCAACACCAUGGGGGUCGCCGACGAUUUCGCGCCGAGCUUCACCCAGAAGCCGCAACUCCGGCAAGAGGAUGACGGCAAUCGGCUGAUCUUCGAGUGUCAGUUGAUCAGCGCGCCUAAACCGGAAAUAUCAUGGUUUCGUGGCGAGACAGAGCUGAGCCCAGACGCCAGGACCAACUUCAAGAUGCAGAGCAUCGGGACGAACAAGUUCCUGGUGGUCCUGGAGCUCGACGACGUUAUCGAGACCGACGCUGGCCUGUACAAAGUCAAGGCGAGGAACAAAAUGGGCGAGGUCGCGGCUUCGAUUAACCUGAAUUUCAGCCCUGUCGACGAGCCUAGAGAGAAACAAAUCGAUGGAAUCGCGCCAACUUUUGCGAAGAAGCCCGCUAUCAGACAAGAAGACGACGGUAAACGAUUACUUUUCGAAUGUCGCAUCACGGCUGAUCCCACGCCAAAAGUAACAUGGUUUCACGAUGGAAGUAUGGUUAAAGAUUCACCGAGGCACAAGCUAACCGUCGAUAAAGAUGGCCACUCGUACUUCGCGACUCUGGAAAUCAAAAAUGUGACCGUCGAGGAUGCUGGUAAAUAUAAGGUCACCGCGAAGAACGAGCUCGGGGAAUCCAACGCCACUAUUUCCUUAAAUUUCGAUAGCGACGAGGCACCCGUACCUGACGACGGUAUUAAACCGACAUUCACCGAACGACCGGUGAUAAGGCAAUCCGACGACGGUAACACCAUCACCUUCGAAUGCCGAUUAGUCGGCGACCCGAAACCGAGUGUCAAGUGGUAUCAUGGUAGCGAAGAAGUGAAAGAAGGCGGAAGAUACAAAAUGUCGCUGGAACUCGAUCAGAAGCUCUACCAUCUCGCGAGGUUAAAGAUCGACAACGUGGCGAAAGGCGAUGCCGGUGAAUACCGGGCCAUCGCGAAGAACAAACACGGCCAGGGAGUGGCGACGAUUAACUUAAACUUCGAGGGGGGUGACAAGCUGAAAAUACCGGACGGUAAACCACCACGUUUCCCAAAGAAGCCAACUAUUCGACAAGAAGGAGACGUGUUGAUAAUGGAGUGUGUCUUGGAAGCGCAUCCGGUACCGGAUAUAAUGUGGUACCAAGGCCAGAAAGCGAUCACCGACAGCAAACGCGUGAAGAUGUCACGCAAGGCGACUGGAAAGGACACGUAUUUGCUCACGCUCGAGAUCUCGAAUCCGACGAAGGCCGACGGUGGAAAUUAUCGAUGCAACGCGUUUAACAACUUUGGCGAGAGUAACGCCAACAUCUCCCUCAACUUCCAAGAAGAAGGACCUGGUUUUGCGCCGACGUUCGUCGAGAAACCGCGUAUCAUUCCGAACGAAACCGGUACCUUGAUCACGAUGAAAUGCAAAUGCAAGGCGAAUCCGAAACCGGAAGUCACGUGGUUCCGUGGGACCAAUGUCGUCAAGGAAUCUUCCAAGAUUUCCAUUAAGACGACAACUGUGGAGGAGGACGUUUACGAGUUAGUUAUGGAGAUCAAGGAUCCUUCGGCACCGGACGGUGGCACGUAUAGGUGUCACGUGAAAAACGAAUACGGCGAAAGCAACGCCAACUUGAACCUAAAUAUCGAGGCAGAACCAGAACCAGAAGGUGAUGGUCCUACCUUCGUUGAGAAACCACGUAUUCAGUCUCAAGAUCAGGGUAAACUCGUAAUCAUGGAUUGUAAAGUGAAAGCAAAUCCGAAACCUGAAAUUGUAUGGACUCACGCCGGUAAGGUGGUGAAGGAGUCUUCGAAGAUCUCGAUUAGUAUCGUUAAAGAAAAGGAAGAUAUUUAUUACAUUAAACUGACUUUGAACGAUCCUGGCCCCGACGACUCAGGCUUGUACAAAUGUAAUAUUAAAAACGCUCUUGGUGAAUUGAAUGCCAAUUUGACGCUCAACGUUGAAAUUAUACCCGUGAUUAAGGAAAAACCGAAGGUCAUAAAGAUUGUGAAAAAGAAGACAGUUAUAGUAGAAUGUCACGUCCUUUCCAAGUUCACACCAGAAUGUACUUGGUUUAAAGAAACGAAAGCCGUUAAAGAAGACAAUAGGCAUAAAGUUCACGUCGAGCAAGUGAAAGAUGGAGAAUUUACUGUGAAGUUAGAAAUCGAACAAGUAUCAACUGCCGACAAGGGUGUGUAUAAAUUAGUGGCUCGUAACGAAAAGGGAGAGGCAACGUCUCAAGUUGUAGAAGUGACGGAGAUUAUGGAAGAAGGAGAGAAACCCAAGAUUGUAUCAGGCUUGAAGUCAGCGACAAUUGAGGAAGGUAAAUCGAUCGAACUUAUCGCUAGCCUUUCGAAACAGGAUCGCAAAGUUACUAUUACGUGGUAUAGAGAUUCCACGGUUGUUAAAGCUUCCAAGGACAUCAUGAUAUCUUUCAAUGGUAUAGAUAUGAAACUGACAAUCACGUCGGCCUCCACUUCGUACUCAGGAAUUUAUAAAGUAGUUGUUAGUAAUGAAUUCGGUCAAGAUGAAUCGUCAGCGCGACUGGUCGUCGAGAAAAAAGAAGAAAAGAAAGAGGAGGAAGAAGAAAAGAAAAAGAAAAAGGUCGAAAAGAAAGAAGAAGAGAAGAAGGAGGAAAAGAAGGAAGAGAAAAAAGAGGAGAAGAAGGUAGAAAAGAAAGAAGAGAAAAAGGAAGAAAAAAAAGAAGAGAAGGUAGCAAAUGUUGUUGUUUAUAUUGUUUUUCAAUUUAACUUGUUUCUCCCCUUUGUUAUGUGUUUCGAUAUUACGACACAAAAGGUAAAAAGUUACGAGAAAAAAAGAGUUCCCAAAGAAGAAGAAGAAGAGGAAGAGGAGGAAGAGGAAGAAGAGGAGGAGGAAGAAGUGGUGAGUGUUAUCGAGUCCAGCAUUGCGGAGCCGAUUAUCGACGAACCAGAUUCAGAAACAAUUUCACAAGUAGAGGACAUACCCGACCAUAGACCGAACGGUAUCGACGAACCUAAGAAGAAAUUGGAAGUUCUACAGAAGAAGCCAGAAGAAAAAGUCGAAGAAAAGAAGGAAGUUGAAAAGAAAAAGCUUGUGAAAAAAGCAGAAGAAAAGAAAGAGGAACUUAAAGCAGAGAAAGUGGUAUCUCGCAAGCAGUCUGUUAGCAGAGUGGAAGAAUUGCGAACAGAAAGUCGAAGAAGCUCUUUGACAGCAACGGAAGAAAAGAUUUCCGAAGAUGGCCGCACAACACCGCGACGCAUGUCUAUUCAAAAGGUGGAAGCAGAAGUCAAGACAGAAAGUAGACGUUCUUCCAUCAUUGAGAAGACAGUGACGGCCGAGAAGAAAGCGGAAGUCGUCACAAAAGCUAAAACCGUUGGAAAGGAAGAGAAGAAGGAGGAACUCAAACCCACACCCAAAGUAGAAGAACCUAAGAAAACAGAGCCACCAAAACCAAAGAUCACUCUCGGUAAACCCGAGGAGGCUAAGAAGGAGGAACCUAUCACGAAACUCAAAACACCUACCACUAAACCUGAAGAAGCAAAGAAGGAGGAACCUACCACGAAACCCAAAACACUUACCGCUAAGCCUGAAGAGGCAAAGAAGGAGGAACCUACCACGAAACCCAAAACACUUACCGCUAAGCCUGAAGAGGCAAAGAAGGAGGAACCUACCACGAAACCCAAAACACUUACCGCUAAGCCUGAAGAGGCAAAGAAGGAAGAGCCUGUCACGAAACCUAAAACACUUACCGCUAAGCCUGAAGAGGCAAAGAAGGAGGAGCCUGUCGCGAAACCUAAAACAUCUAUCGCCAAGCCUGAGGAGGCAAAGAAAGAAGAACCUAUCACGAAACCCAAAACACCUGCUGCUAAACCUGAAGAAACGAAGAAGGAGGAACCUGCUACAAAACCUAAGGCCACACUUGGUAAACCCGAGGAGGCUAAGAAAGAAGAACCCGUUCCGAAACCUAAAACCACUCUUGGUAAACCCGAGCCACAAAAGGCAGAGGAACAGCCCAGAAAAGUCAGUCUCAAACCUGGAACGAAGAUCGUAGAGGAAGCAAAGACGUUGAACAAAGUGGAACUCAAGCCAGUGGAACCGAAGGCGAACGUGGAGAAAUUUGGACUGCGUAAACCACCGAAAUACGAAAUUAAAGCCGAGAGCUUUCAGUCGAUCCGACUUAAACCGGUUCCGAAGGAGCCGAAAGUACCUCAAAAAGCUGAAAAUGGCAUUAUAAUUGAUUUGAAGAAAAUCGAGAAGGUGGAAAAGACUGAAGCUAAAAAGGCAAAAAUCACGAAAGUCGCCAAGGACAAGGAUUACGAGCUUCCAGAGAUUCCAGAUUACGAGAGACCGGUGUUGGAGAAGCCACGAGAAUUCGACUUCGGUGAACACGUGCCCCGUGAGAAAACCAAGUUGGAUAGACCAGUCACACAAAAGUUCGAUUCCAAGGUGAGUAAUGGCUCGUUAUUAAUACGAAAAUGA